AUGGCAUCAGCACCACGAUUCAAGAUCGACCCGCCACUGCUAAACUCCGCAAGCCCAUGGUCCACAACACUCGAAGACAUCAAAGCACUCUACGACACGCCCUACACGGGCGCAGUGACGAUCCGGACGAGUCUACUGGAAGGCUUCAGCCACGACGACGCAGUGCACCAACAUGUCUUCUUCGACUCUUCAGCAAAGACGAGUAUUCCUGCAGACGCGAAACUCGGUGACGAGAGCGCCAAACAAUCCUCGACGUCCAAAUCCGAAUCAUCAACAACAACAGCACUAAGCACGCUCAACACACAAGGCUAUUCACCACUCACACUCUCCGAAUACCUCGGGAUAAUCAACGAGAUCGUCGGCCAACGCCACCUGGGGACAGACACGCCGACGAAGAAACCCUUCAUCCUGUCCGUGACGGGCACGCCCGACGAAAUCGCCAUGGCAUACGCGCUGAUCGCCAACGCGGCCGAGAUGGACGAAGACCUGCGGCUCGCCAUGGAGGUGAACCUCAGCUGCCCGAACAUCGCGCACGCGCCACCGCCCGCCUACGACGCGGCGCAGCUGGCCGAGUACCUCGAGGCCAUUGGCGACAGCAAGAGCACGUACCGCGGCCGCAUGGCGACGCCCGAGUCGGAGCCGCGCGUCGGCGUCAAGCUGCCGCCGUACACGUACGCGGGCCAGUUCGAGAUGGUGGUCGACGCCCUGCGCGCCGCCAAAUCCAGCGAGCCCGGCGAGGGCAGCGUCAUUGACUUCGUCACCGCGACCAACACCCUCGGAUCCUCGCUGUUGCUGGACGCCGAGUUGCAGCCCGUCUUGAACAGCGAGGCCGGCACCGGAAUCGGUGGUCUGGCUGGCGCGGCCCUGCAUCCGUUGGCGUUGGGCAAUGUCGCACAGUUGAGGAAGUUGUUGGAUGCCUAUCCCGAGACCAAGGAUGUCGUCGUCAUCGGUGUGGGUGGCGUCGAGGACAAUGCGGGCUAUGAGCGGAUGAGGAAGGUUGGUGCCGCUGCUGUAGGUGUGGCGAGUGCGCUGGGGAGAUAUGGAGUGGGUGUGUUUGAAAAGAUCACGGGAGGAGCAUGA
Exophiala bonariae is the source of this 1080-nucleotide messenger RNA. RefSeq lists its product as uncharacterized. Bases 1 to 1080 code for a protein of 359 amino acids. Gene Ontology annotation, biological process: 'de novo' pyrimidine nucleobase biosynthetic process. The transcript has a single exon. The record is from RefSeq and is a predicted model, not a curated record. NCBI's taxonomy places the organism in Eukaryota, Fungi, Ascomycota, Eurotiomycetes, Chaetothyriales, Herpotrichiellaceae. Gene Ontology annotation, molecular function: dihydroorotate dehydrogenase activity. Gene Ontology annotation, cellular component: cytoplasm.